ACGCAGAUCACAGUCCUGCUCUCGCGUUCGAUUUGGGGAAGGAGCCUCUCUGACUGACUGAGUGAGACUGCGCGUGUACCCUGGCUCUCGAGCGACAUCCUUAUUAUUCUGUGUUCUUCGUCUCGGCAUGAAGGUUCGGUAGACCUCGAGUGACCUCAACGAAGUCCAAAAUGAAGUUGUUAGGAAAGCGUUUUGAGCGGGAUGGGAGCGGAACCGUGACCCUCAUCCCGGAAGAACCUGAGGAUAUGUGGCACCUUUACAAUCUACUGAGUGUUGAUGAUACGCUCGAGGCAUCUACGAUAAGGAAAAUUGUUCUGGAGUCCGACACUGGAUCUACAGAUAGCAGUCGCGUUAGGAUCACGUUAUGUAUCCAAAUAGAAACUAUUGAUUAUGACACGUCGGCCUGUAUGCUGCGGGUGAAAGGACGCAAUAUAAAGGAAAAUGCGCACGUCAAGCUCGGGGCGUAUCACACGCUCGAUCUUGAACUCAAUCGCAAGUUCAAAUUGUCGAAACUCGCGUGGGAUUCCGUUCAUAUGGACAGGAUGCGGCAGGCGUGCGAUCCGACGCGCAGCGCCGAUGUCGCGGCAGUCGUUAUGCAGGAGGGAAUCGCGCAUAUCUGCCUAGUGACAACCUCGAUGACUCUGCUUCGCUCGAAAGUCGAGAUGAACAUCCCGCGAAAACGGAAGGGUUUCACGGCUCAGCACGACAAGGCCAUGUCUCGAUUCUACGACUCAAUCCUGAGAGCACUGAAACAGCACGUUGACUUCGAUGUUGUCAAAUGCGUCUUGAUAGCGAGCCCAGGUUUCACAAAGGACCACCUCUACGAUCGCCUGCUCAACAUAUCCAGUGAGCAACCGGAGCUGAAGUCACUGUUGGAUAAUCGCGCGAAGUUUGUUUUAGCUCACUCGUCUUCGGGGUUCAUGGAUUCGUUGAGGGAGGUGCUACAGGAUCCGACCGUGCAAGUGAAGCUGUGCGACACCAAAGCAUUAGCGGAGGUCAAAGCUCUCGAGCGAUUCUAUGAGUUCUUCAAAUCGGAUCCGUCCAGAGCCUUCUACGGCUGGAAACAUGUGGUGCACGCAGCGAACGCUCAGGCAGUUGACACCCUUCUCAUAUCCGACAAACUCUUCCGCUGUCAGGAUGUAGCCCAGAGGAAACGCUACGUAAAAUUAGUGGAGUUGGUGAGUGAAACUGGAGGCGAAGUAUUCAUCUUCAGCUCCCUGCACAUAUCUGGCAAGCAGCUGGAGCAGCUCACUGGACUCGCAGCAGUUCUCAGGUUCCCCAUGCCUGAGCUUGAAGACCAAGAAGUCGAUUCCGAUUCCGAUUAAAAUUCCAAGAGAGCGGUGCAAGGUGUCCCUGUCGACAUAAAUCGAACGUUUGCGGUGAUCGCCACCGAG
Galendromus occidentalis (western predatory mite) is the source of this 1394-nucleotide messenger RNA. RefSeq names its product pelota mRNA surveillance and ribosome rescue factor (gene pelo). The transcript is spliced from 7 exons. NCBI's taxonomy places the organism in Eukaryota, Metazoa, Arthropoda, Arachnida, Mesostigmata, Phytoseiidae. The record is from RefSeq and is a predicted model, not a curated record. Gene Ontology annotation, biological process: ribosome disassembly; nuclear-transcribed mRNA catabolic process, non-stop decay; nonfunctional rRNA decay. Bases 171 to 1325 code for a protein of 384 amino acids. Gene Ontology annotation, cellular component: cytoplasm.